Messenger RNA from Suillus paluster, 624 nucleotides. RefSeq lists its product as uncharacterized. The record is from RefSeq and is a predicted model, not a curated record. Bases 1 to 624 code for a protein of 207 amino acids. NCBI's taxonomy places the organism in Eukaryota, Fungi, Basidiomycota, Agaricomycetes, Boletales, Suillaceae. The transcript has 4 exons.
AUGGAGGAACUGGACUUUAAUGAAGUGGAUCCAGAGGCUGACCAACAAGCUGACAAAGACACACCUGCUGCGGAUGACCUUUGGUCUGGUUACUGCCCAGCAUGUUCUCAUUGUGUGCAAGAGUACACUCUCCCUACAGCGAAUACUAAUGCCAACAAUGUAGCGGACAAUACCAAUACCGAGAGUAACAACUCCUCAGCUGUUACCAUCUCUUCUCUUGUCAACAAUGUGGCUCCCAUCCCUAGCAUCACUGCCACCACUGCUGUUACUACUACUCCUGUCAAUAAUGUGGCUCCGAUCACUCCUGUCCCUCAUGUCAUCACUGCCGCCACCCAAGCUGCACCUAAUAUUAAUAAUGUGGCUCUGAUUGCUCCUGCCCCUCAUAUUAUGGCUGCCGCCACCCAAGCUGCACCUAACUUCCACACUAAUAUGUCUGUGUCCCAGUGCUGGUAUGUAGUUACCGCUGGACGCAAGACUGGUGUAUUUCAAGGGUGGCAUAAUGUUCACAUUCUUGUUAUUGGCGUGCCAGGUGCCUGUUUUGCCUGCCACUCCUCUCUUAGUGCUGCCCAGGCUGCAUAUGCACAGGCGUUGAACGAUGGUUCUGUCUCGCACUUGCUGUUUUGA